Molecule: messenger RNA, 303 nt
Organism: Cyclocybe aegerita
Lineage: Eukaryota; Fungi; Basidiomycota; Agaricomycetes; Agaricales; Hemipholiotaceae
Source: the annotation of a GenBank genome assembly
AUGCCGUCUUCUAUCGAUUCACUGACCGAUGAGCAGGUGUACACUCUCAUAGCCAACCGCACGUAUGAACAAGCCAUAGGAACCAUGCCUAAAAAUCUUGGCUCUUUCGCUGCCGCCUGGCGGAUUACCCCCGACGCGGUUGUAAAGAGGUCCUGCUCCUCGAGCUCGUCUAAACAUGAAGCAUUUAUAAUGGACUAUGUGCGGAAGCAGACCUCGGGUUCCGUCUACAUCCCUCAGGUACGCAAGGUCUUGCCGACGCGCAAACCGCCAAAGUCAUCAGGAAAUCGGCUGGUGGCUACAUAG